Messenger RNA from Lycium ferocissimum, 2753 nucleotides. Its product is annotated as KH domain-containing protein At4g18375-like. Gene Ontology annotation, biological process: regulation of gene expression. The record is from RefSeq and is a predicted model, not a curated record. Gene Ontology annotation, molecular function: mRNA binding. NCBI's taxonomy places the organism in Eukaryota, Viridiplantae, Streptophyta, Magnoliopsida, Solanales, Solanaceae. The transcript is spliced from 9 exons. The coding region runs from base 351 to 2495 and encodes 714 amino acids. Gene Ontology annotation, cellular component: nucleus; cytoplasm.
UUAGGUCCUCUACUGAAAUCAAAGAUGGAACCAAUCUAAAAUUCUCGUCCCGCCGGUGAACAACACCAAACGAGCCGAGCCCUAUACUCCAAUCCAACAUUAUUUAUCUCCGCUUUCUUACCAGCUUUACAACAUUUCUGAUGUAUCAAAAAAUAGAAUAUGUUUUACAGAAUGCUAUUGGAUGCUUUUGAUACUUGGUGGGAAUCUAUCUAAUUUGCUUUCUGAAGAAGGGAGAGGUAUACUUAUUUGACAAGGUCAUAACCUUGUUGGAGUAACUGCUAAAGCAAGGAGAAGUUAUACGAGGGAAUACAAAGGUUCUUUUAGUUGAGUAUAAUUUAAUCCAUCUAGUCAUGGACCAAUACAAAAGAAAUUUUCUCAAGCAACGCUCGAACCCCCAAUUCAAGAGGAAGGCAGGCACUAAAAAUGCAAGGAAUUUUUCUAGUCAUGAGCGAUCAUCUGAAAAUUCUCAAGGUUCAGAUACUACCUAUUGUAUACUUUGUCAAUCCAAAAAAAUUGGUAGCGUAAUUGGAAAAGGUGGUAACAUAAUCAAAGCCUUGAGAGAGGAAACUCAAGCAAAGAUUACAGUUGCUGACAGUGUUCCUGGUUCUGACGAUAGAAUAGUAUUCAUCUCUAGUCCCUCUACGAAGUUAGCUAGGAGACAAGAUACUGACAAGAACAAUGAAAAUCCAGAGACAGGGGAAGAAGAUGGUGCCAUGGAGCCGCAUUGUGCUGCGCAAGAUGCGCUGUUAAAAGUUCACAAUAGGAUUGUUGAGGAAGACUUGCAUGGAGCACAAGAUGAGGAUAAGAAUGAAAUUGAAAUAAUCACGCGUCUCCUUGUUCCGAACAAUAUGGUUGGAUGCCUUUUAGGAAGAAAAGGCGAUGUUAUUCAGAAAUUGCGAAGUGAGACUGGGGCAAGCAUUCGUGUUCUCUCUGCUGAGCAUCUGCCAGCUUGUGCUAUGACCACUGAUGAAUUGGUCCAAAUAUCAGGUAAACCUGCUUUGGUAAGAAAAGCCUUGUAUGAAGUAUCAACUCUGUUGCAUCAGAAUCCACGCAAAGACAAACCAACCUUGAGUUUUCCCACGGUACAUGGUGCUAAAGGUUUUCACCCCCCUGGUCCUCCCAUGGAAAAUAUGAUUCCUCCAGGAAAAUCAAUGUGGUCUCAAAGUAAAAAUAAUUUAAAUGGUAUGCCACCUGCAUUAGGGGUGGGAGGGUAUAGGAACCAGCUUUCUGGAUUUGCUCGUGAGGAUUUUGAUUAUGUUCCUCCCCCUUGUGCUGGCGAAGCUCCAAGUGAUUUCACCAUGAAAAUUCUGUGUUCAGCUGCAAAAAUUGGUGGUGUUAUAGGCAAGGGGGGCUCCAAUGUAAAACAACUGCAGCAGGAAACAGGAGCGAGUAUACGUGUUGAGGAUGUCUCACCCGAAUCUGAUGAAAGAGUUAUUCGUGUCUCCUCUUUGGAGUCUCUUUGGGAACCCAGAUCACAAACUAUUGAUGCCAUCCUUCAGCUUCAAAGUAAAACAAGUGAAUUUUCUGACAAAGGAAUUAUCACUACGAGGCUUCUUGUUCCCUCAAAUAAGGUUGGCUGCAUUCUUGGACAAGGAGGACAGGUUAUCAAUGAGAUGAGGAGGAGGACGCAGGCGGAUAUUCGUGUUCUUUCCAAGGACAAUAAACCCAGAUGCGCAUCUGCAGAUGAAGAGCUUGUGCAGAUUUCUGGAAGCAUUGGUGUUGCAAAAGAUGCCUUGGUUGAGGUUUCUUCAAGGCUUAGAGAAAGAUGCCUUAAGGAUGGAAGUAGUAAAGUGGAGCCUACUCCUGUUAGGCCACUUCCUGGAUUUGUUCCUUCAGAGGAUUUCCGAAGUGGAGAUCCACUACGUUCAGGUGUGAUGGGUGCUGGAAGCUCUAGAAGAUAUGAACAUUUGAAGGGUGCUGUUCGUGAAUAUGACCAUCCAAGUUAUCCAGAUCAUCCCAUUGACACUAGAUACUCAAGUAUCAGUAGUCCCCCAGAGAUGAAGUUUCCAGACCAUUCUUUUGGUUCUGCAAAAGGAACAGGAGGGUAUAACAUUAAUGAGUUUGCUGGAAGUAGUGCAAGAUUUCGGGAUCCUCGUUCUACCGGACCUGGAUUUAUUGAUGAUAUUCGGGGGCCAUCAGAUCAUGUGAAUGCUGGGCACAAUUAUCCUAGGUCUUCCGAGAAUUUGAAUCCUGGGCGCUCUACUUAUCAAGGAUACGGGUCUCCUGCUGGACAGGGCAGCAAUAUUCAGCAAGGUGCUUACCACCCGAGCUACGCUGCUCAACAAAGUGGUUAUCAGAGUUAUACAGCUAAAGGUGGCUAUCCUAGUGGUAGUCCUUCCCAAUUGCCUUACCAGAACACUAAUCCUCAUCAAGCUCCAUAUCAGAACAUCAAUUCACAGCAGCACCAGCACCAGCACCAACACCAGCACCAGCACCAGCACCAGCAGCCACCGCCAUAUCAGAAUAUGGCUGCACAAGGUUCCUACCAUUAUUGAUGCUUGAUACUAAGUUCCUCAGAAUGCUACACAAGCAAUCCAACUGUAGGAUUUCCUUUUCCUCUUCCCAUUCUUGCUUCUAUAGGUUUCCCGGUAAUAGGGAUAUCUGCGAGAACUCGGGACUAAUCCCGAAAGAGGGGUCUUUCUUUAUGGUUAUCUAGAUAUGGCAGGUUUUAGUCACUUUUGUACCAUAAUUUAAUCUCAUGUUGUGCUAUAGUUGUUGCUGAAGUGUCGGUAAGAGAUUAACUUCUUGCACUC